GCUGAGGUACCGGGUCCGGCGGCGGGAGAUGUGGGAGCGGGGCCUGGUGGUGUCGGCGCCGGGGAAGGCGAUCCUGCACGGGGAGCACGCCGUGGUGCACGGCAAGGUGGCCUUGGCCGUGGCGCUGGACCUGAGGACGUUCCUCCGGCUGCGGCCCUGCGGAGAGCGCGGGCUCUGCGUCCGCCUGCCCGGGCUCGGCGUCGUGAGGAGCUGGGACGCCCCCAGCCUCCAGGCCCUGCGGAGGGGCCUUGCAGCUGACUUUGAUGAAUCAAAGCCCCCCAGUGCAGAGCAGCUGGAUACACUGAAAGAGUUUGCUGGAAUUGCUGCCGGAGCCUCGGCUCCCGAGAGCCUUGCCAUUCUUGCCUUCCUUUACAUGUACCUGGCUAUUUCAGCUAAGCAUGGAGAUGUUCCCAGUGUGGACAUACUGGUGUGGUCGCAGCUGCCCACAGGAGCUGGGCUGGGUUCCAGUGCUGCCUACGCCGUCUGCUUGGCCGCGGCCCUGCUCACUGUGUGUGGAGCCAUCUCCUGCCCUCUGAAGGAGGGAGAGCCCACGGCCAGGUGGACAGAAGAAGAGCUGGCUUUGAUUAACCACUGGGCCUUCCAAGGGGAGCGGGUGAUCCAUGGCAACCCCUCGGGGGUGGAUAAUGCUGUUGGUACCUGGGGUGGAGCCCUGAGAUACCAAUCAGGGAAAAUCACACCAUUAAAGAGGGUGCCGCUGCUGAAGAUCUUGCUGACCAACACAAAAGUCCCUCGAAGCACCAAGGUCCUGGUGGCUGGUGUCAAGGAGAAGAUCCUGAAGUUCCCUGCUGUAAUGAACCCGGUGCUGGACUCCAUCGAUGCAAUUUCUCAGGAGUGCCAAAGUGUUCUGGAAGCGAUGCCUGCAAAUCCAUCACCAGAGCAUUACCCUGUGCUGGAGGAACUCUUUGACAUAAACCAACACCACUUAAACGUGAUGGGGGCCGGCCAUCCAUCCCUGGACCGCCUGUGCCGGGUGACAGCAUCCCAUGGGCUGCACAGCAAGCUGACCGGGGCUGGUGGCGGUGGCUGUGGCAUCACCCUGCUGAGACCAGACACCUCCCCGCUGGCCGUGGAAGCAGCCAAGCAAGACCUGUGUGCCUGUGGAUUUGAAUGCUGGGAGACCAGUAUCGGGGCCCCCGGGGUGACCCUGCACUCCUCCUCCUCUUUAAGCACCCAAGUGCUGCACGCACUCACUGAGAGUUAAGCUGCUGCCUCUGGCAAGACUUGAGCUCCUGGCACCCUGUCCUGGGAGCUCCGUGUGCCCCAGUGCCUGGAACCUUCUCUACUGUGGGGCUGAGGGCCUCUAGAUGCAGGUGUGGGGCCUGAUGCUGCUGGGAAUGGGGGCUGCCAUAAGGACCCAGGAGCAGCAGGGUGUGAGUUUGACCCAGGCUCUCCAAGUUCUGUUUUGAAUCGCCUUGCUCCACUGCUGUGCUCAUCCCAAGGGGCAGGAGGAGAGGGGCUUGGCUGGGAUGCAGCAGGGAUAGUGACCCUUUGCUUGGUUCUGCUGCUUCAGAUGCAUGUGGUGCCUCUUCCCUUCUCCCCUGGCGUCGGGCAGUGGAGGUUGGCAAGGUGGAUGUGCAGGGGGCUUUGACAUUUUGGGGUGAAAAGCGUCUUGGCAGCUCAGGGCUUGACACUGGUGUCUCCGUUUCUCCCGGACCGCAGCCUCCAGUGAAGAGGAAACCUUUAAAUCCAGCUCUUCCCUGCUACUCGUCAGGAGCUGGAUAAUUAAAAGGGAAGAUGCGGCUCAUUUCUAA
This is a messenger RNA of Pezoporus occidentalis (night parrot), 1772 nucleotides long. It is a transcript of the gene MVK, whose product is annotated as mevalonate kinase. Gene Ontology annotation, biological process: isoprenoid biosynthetic process; isopentenyl diphosphate biosynthetic process, mevalonate pathway; cholesterol biosynthetic process. The transcript has 10 exons. NCBI's taxonomy places the organism in Eukaryota, Metazoa, Chordata, Aves, Psittaciformes, Psittacidae. The record is from RefSeq and is a predicted model, not a curated record. Gene Ontology annotation, molecular function: mevalonate kinase activity; ATP binding. Bases 29 to 1222 code for a protein of 397 amino acids. Gene Ontology annotation, cellular component: cytosol; cytoplasm.